AACUUAAGAGAAGGGCAUUUAUGUCAUUCAAAGUAAUCGAAUACACCGGAAAUCGUAAUCCAAAGCCAGGCACCACCGUCUAGAAAAAGCAAAGCUCCCCAACUUGCGUAAACCCCUUUGCCCCAUUAUCAUUUUCCCCGUGAGAAGAAGUAAUCGUUUGCAUUUGAUUUUCAAUUUCAACUACUACAUUUUCUUCCCCGAAGUUACCAGAAGAGGAAUCGAGGAAGAAAAAUGGGGCUGCUCUCUAAUAGAAUCGAAAGGAAAAGCCUCAAACCAGGGGAUCACAUAUAUUCAUGGCGCACUGCUUAUAUCUAUGCUCAUCACGGGAUCUAUGUUGGGGAUGAUAAAGUGAUACAUUUCACGAGGCGCGGCCAAGAAGUGGGGACUGGGACUGUGUUAGAUCUCCUUUUGGUGAGCUCAGGACCUACUCGAUCUCAUGUGCCAUGCCCCACCUGUGUCCCUGCGGCAGAGGGCCAUGGGGUGGUCUCCUCAUGUUUGGAUUGCUUCCUUGCCGGUGGCAUUUUAUACCGCUUUGAGUAUGCUGUCAGCCCUGCUCUUUUUCUUGCAAAAGCGCGAGGAGGAACUUGUACGCUGGCUGUCUCAGAUCCUGAUGAUGUGGUGAUUCAUCGUGCCAAGUACCUGCUUGACAACGGGUUUGGGUGCUAUAAUGUUUUCAAGAACAAUUGUGAAGACUUUGCUAUUUACUGCAAAACAGGAUUGCUUGUGCUGGAUCAAAGUACAAUGGGGCAAAGUGGACAAGCCGUGUCCAUCAUAGGUGGACCCCUUGCGGCUGUCUUAUCUACACCACUGCGUUUCGUCACCACCAAUGUUUAUGGGAUGGUAGCUACUGCCGUUGGAGUUUAUUGUGCUAGCCGUUAUGCUGCGGACAUUGGUAUGAGGAUGGAUGUUGUGAAAAUUCCUGUCGAGGAUCUUACAAGGAGGUUAGCCACAGGGAUGCUUCAGGUCCUUGAACCAAGUCUUGCAGCUCUACCAGCUCCUGCUAAUUAGCACGUGUGCUGUGUCUUAACUAUGAGAUUAAGUUACGUUGUUCCUUGGUUUUAUCGCAAGAGAUGACAACUUGAUGUACUUAUUUCAGUACUAAGAUUACUGAAGUUGGUUGGACUGGUGUAAUAGACAUUUUUAUGCGGGUUUCAAGUUCUAUGUACUCAUGGCUAUUGAAUAUGAAGCAGAAGAAAGAUUUCAUUAUUGUA
Molecule: messenger RNA, 1211 nt
Organism: Sesamum indicum (sesame)
Lineage: Eukaryota; Viridiplantae; Streptophyta; Magnoliopsida; Lamiales; Pedaliaceae
Product: protein LEAD-SENSITIVE 1
Source: RefSeq, a predicted model, not a curated record